CCAGACGGCAACAUCACCAGCAGUAUCCUGACUUUCACGCCUGCCAUCGACGACGCAGGCCGGGUGCUGUCCUGCAGAGCAGUCCAGCCUGCCCUGGCCCACUCCACCCAUGAGGACGGCUGGAAGAUGGAAAUACAACAUUUACCCGUGGUAAAACUGGAAUUGGGAGCCAAUCUGGAUGCCAGCAAAGUGGUGGAAGGAUCCGACGUGUACUUAGACUGCAGGGUGCGAGCGAACCCGUGGCACACACAUGUAUACUUCACUCAUAAUGGUGCAAUAGUGAAGCCAGGCCCAGGCGUUCUCCUGGCCAACCAGAGCCUGGUCCUCCAGCAUGUGUCAAGAAAGGCUGCUGGUGCUUACGUGUGCUCAGCAAGGAACGGGCUGGGCGAGGGGUCCAGUGAGAAUCUCAUGCUGGACGUGAAAUUCACACCGACCUGCAAGUCGAGCCAGCCAGUGGUGUUACGUGCAGCGAGAGGGGAAAUGAUCGACAUCGAAUGCGAUUUGGAUGCCAACCCUAAGGAUGCUAUGUUCUACCACUGGUGGUUCAACAGCUCAGCGCACACUAAGCAUGAGCUUACCACGUCUCCUGCUACCUCUGNGGUACACCUCCCAGGUAUCUUCACGUACAUGGUGAACACGUCAUCGGACUACGGCUGGGUGCAGUGCUCGGGGACCAACUCCGUGGGUAGGCAGACGAAACCCUGCCUCUUCCAUAUCCUGCCUGCUGACAAACCAUCAGCAGUGAAGGCGUGUGAGAUCACGAACGUCACUUACGACUCCUUAACCCUCAACUGCACUCCUGGUCAUGAUGGCGGCAUCCGACAGUCGUUCCUUCUGCAGGUCUUCGACAUGGCCACCGGUCUCCUUCUCCGAAACAUCAGCAACGACGAGCCGGAGUUCGAAGUCGGCGGGCUGUCAGCAAGCAUGUCCCUUGCUGUGUCAGUGCGAGCCUUCAACAAGAAGGGCUCUAGUGAACCGCUGACCCUGACGUCCAGUUUGCUGAAGUACCCGCAACGGCACACAGUUGUCCCAAUAGCGCAAGUCCCAGUGAAAGUGGAGUUGACAACAGUGCUGAUAGUCGUGCUGUGUGCUGUGGGUGUUAUUGCUGCUGUAACAGCCGCAUCAGCUGCUGUGUUCUGCUGUCGGUACUGCCAUGAGAGGGACAAUAAAAAUGAGAAGGACAAGCGACAGCAAGAUGAAACGUCAAAUAUACCCCUGACAGGCACGAAAGAGACUGAGAGCGUUGACAGUUUAGAUAAAAACCCCGACAUCAUUCCACUAGAUGGCAAAAUAAGCGACAGCUGUUCGAACAAGUCGUCGACCACAGACUACAGUUCCAUCCGACCUUUAAUUUCCAAAACCCCAUCCGACAAAUACGACAUUCCUCCAAACUGUGACAGAUUCUACGACCACAGCAUAGAACCCUGCAACCAGUAUAUCCAGGUUCGACCAGACUACCGCGUUCGACCUACGUACCAGCCUAUGCCGAUGGCCAACCUUGGGCCCAGUAUACAAAGCUUGGGGCCAAUGAGCAGUUUGCACAUGAACGUUGGGCCAAACGAUUGUCACAGGCCGUACGAUAAGGUGUAUGAAGAUUGGCUGAAGUAUAAGAAUGCUUUGCCUUUGAAUACUACGGGUUUGCUGCCCCCAGAACAACUAAUGCCGCCCGAGCUCUACGCAUCCCCACCAUCUUUAUACAGCAACCCAAGCAGAAACCCCCUAAACCUGGCCCAGAUGCCAGAACUGGAGCCCAGGUACCACCUGGAAAGACUGCAGGACUCCAGGAGUUGUUCCAAUUCGCCACCAGUGAGGUUCAAUACGGAGAACACCAGUGCUUACUACAGCAAAGGCGUGAUGGAUAGAACUACUAACACUUUUCCACAUUUGAAAAGUAGGUUAAAUGGAAAUUCAUCGAAUCAAGGCGACAAAACUAGUGCAACGAAAUCAACGGACACCAACCUAGAACAUGUAACAAUCACAAACCAGGAGUGUGGUUGAGUGAAGCGAACAGUGAAGUUUUCACUGCAUUCUGACUAAGUGAAUUGUAAGUGAUAAGUGACAGUGCAGCCACCCGUCCGAAGAAUUCAGUUGGAAUAACAUUGUUUUACUUUAGUUGACUAGGUACUGUGAAAAUUUAGACUGUGUAUUUUAUGCAAAAGAUUUUUUUAAUUUAUUUUCAAAAUUGUAAUUACAUUUCAAAAGUGUACUUAGUUGAUUUCAUUAUAAAAAAAUGACA
Ostrinia furnacalis (Asian corn borer) is the source of this 2236-nucleotide messenger RNA. RefSeq names its product nephrin. Gene Ontology annotation, molecular function: protein binding. NCBI's taxonomy places the organism in Eukaryota, Metazoa, Arthropoda, Insecta, Lepidoptera, Crambidae. The transcript has 15 exons. The record is from RefSeq and is a predicted model, not a curated record. Bases 127 to 1998 code for a protein of 623 amino acids.